AUGAGUGCAGGUCGGAUAUUGUAUAAUGUUUCAUGUUCAGUUUGUCAUGAUAAUUCAUCUGGCAAACAUUAUAGCGUUUAUGCAUGUGAUGGUUGUGCUGGUUUUUUCAAACGAUCAGUACGACGUAACCGUAUAUAUCAUUGCAAAAAUCGAAAUAAAUGUGUUGUGGAUAAAUAUCGACGAAAUCAAUGUCGAGCUUGUCGUUAUCGUCGAUGUCUUGAUGCAGGCAUGAAUAAAGAUGCUGUUCAAAAUGAACGAGGUCCUCGACAAUCAUUUCCAGAUCGACAUAUGCAUAUAACAGGUUCAUUUGGUGUGAAACCAGAGCCUUCUUAUGUUCCUAUGGCAACUCAACAACCUUUGUCUGGUAGUCAAUUUCAAUCAACACCAUUAUUUAAACUUGAUUUGUAUGUCUAUGAAAUGGCUGCUCGUAUUCUAUUUUAUAUAGUUCAUUGGUUACGUUCAAUAAAAGAAUUUCAAAUAAUUAAUAUUGUUUGUCUCCUUCAUUGUUGGCAUGAAUUAUUUAUUUUAACUUUAUGUGAAUAUAAAUUUGAUGUACCAUGGAUCAAUAUAAUUCAUUCAGCUAAUCGAUCAAAUGCUAUGGGAUUGAAUACUGGUGGAAUUGAAUUAAAACAUUUAUAUUUAAUGCAAGAUAUUUAUAAUCGCAUUCAACACAUGAAUAUGGAUUGUAUUGAAUAUUUUCAUUUGAAACUUUUAUUACUUUGUCGAUGGAUUGAUCCAAAUAAUAAUAAUAAUAAUAAUAAUUGUAUGAAUGGACAUAAUUUAUUUGGUGAUCAUUUAAGAGCAUUAGAAACUCACGUUCGUCGUACAUAUCCACUUCAAAUUCAACGUUUUGAACAAUUAAAAUCUCUAUUAACUAGUUUACGUUCAGUAUCAUCACCUGAAAUUCAAAAUGUUUUCUUUAAGAAUAUUCUUGGCUAUUGUUCAAUUGAAUUGAUUCUACGAAAUUUAUAUGAAACUAUAACGGUAUCUUUGUAA
Rotaria sp. Silwood2 is the source of this 996-nucleotide messenger RNA. The record is from the annotation of a GenBank genome assembly. Lineage: Eukaryota; Metazoa; Rotifera; Eurotatoria; Philodinida; Philodinidae.